AUGAAUUUCCAAUCGAAAGGCUCGAAAUUAUGUCUCCAACGACAGACCCCAUUGGCAACACAACGACGUACUCGGACCAUGACAAAGACCAUACGAUUCACUGGUUUAGCACAUCUCAAUCAGGAGGAUGAAUCAUAUUCAACUCGAGAUUCAUCCACUUCCCUUCAUUUAUCGACUAGUCUCAAUCCUUGUCCUCAUCAUCAUCAACAACAUGUUCAACAACAUGAAAAGAUCAAAAACACACUCAAAAUAUAUAAAGGACCAGCUCGUAAUGCUCAUUCUCUCUUUCAAUCAUCCUCCUUUCUUCAAAAACAUGCCUCUCAUUACACUGAAAUUGAUUGGAUCAAGACACCCAUGGUCGAUUGUGCAUUAUUGAAUCAUUCAAAAUAUUUCACAUCAGUGAAUGAAUUUAGAAAUUAUUUAUAUGAUGAGAAUAUGUCAUGUGUGAUUCCAAUGUAUAAACCUAGAGGAAUCUCUUCACAAUCAUUUAUUAUUGAAUUUAAAAAGAAAUUUGAUUUGGAUAAACGAAUGAGAAUUGGACAUUCUGGUAGUUUGGAUCCAUCUGCAUAUGGAUUAUUAAUUUUAGGAGUGAAUGGACAAGGAACAAAAGCAUUAAAUUAUAUUCCAGAUUCUAAUUGCAAGGAUUAUGAAUUUGUCAUUCAAUGUGGUUCUUGUACUCCAUCCUAUGACUCUGAUACGAUCCAAUUUGCUAAUCAUUGUUCAAAUUAUAAAUAUUUCUUUGAUAAGAAUUGUCAAAGUAUUGAACAAGUGAAUGAAAAGAUUCAAAAGUAUUUGAACGAGAGAAAUAAUCAUUUAAUUCAAACCACUCCUGUUUUUAGUGCUGUAAAAAAGGGAGGGAAAAGAUUGCAACGUAUGGACAUCAAACAUUAG
Naegleria lovaniensis is the source of this 891-nucleotide messenger RNA. RefSeq lists its product as uncharacterized. Lineage: Eukaryota; Heterolobosea; Eutetramitea; Acrasida; Naegleriidae. Gene Ontology annotation, cellular component: mitochondrion. The coding region runs from base 1 to 891 and encodes 296 amino acids. The transcript is spliced from 2 exons. Gene Ontology annotation, molecular function: RNA binding; pseudouridine synthase activity. The record is from RefSeq and is a predicted model, not a curated record. Gene Ontology annotation, biological process: tRNA modification; mRNA pseudouridine synthesis.